AUGACUAUUUUUGUUUGCGGUUACCAAAACUCCUCAAAAAACAUAUGGAAUGUUAUUUUGGCUGAUGUUCCUCGUACCUUUCCAGAAAAUAAAUAUUUUCAAGAUCCAGAUAAUUCUAAUGGUAGAUUGGUAUCAUUGAAAAGAGUAUUGUCAGCUUUUGCAGUACAUUUCCCAAAUAUUGGUUAUUGUCAAGGUAUGAAUUAUAUAGCAGCUGUACUUUUGCUUGUUCUUAAUUCUCCAGCGAAUGAAAGAGAAAUUCAAACAUUUUGGUUAUUAGAUGCAUUGAUGAAUUAUAUUUUACCAAAAUAUUAUUCAACCGAUAUGUUAGCUGUACGUGUUGAUUGUAUGGUAUUUGAUGAGUUAUUAAAAAAUAAAAUUCCUGCAGUACAUAAAUUAAUCAUGAAUUCCGGUAUUAAUUGUACGUUACUUGCAACUAAAUGGUUCAUUUGUCUAUUUGCUGAUGUUUUACCAAUUGAAACUACAAUUCGUGUAUUCGAUUGUUUAUUCUACGAAGGGGAUAAAGUAUUAUUUCGUGUAUGUCUUUCAUUGGUCCGUUUACAUUACAAAGAUUUAAUUCAAUGCAAUGAAUUCCCUGUUAUCAUUACAGCAUUUCGUAAUAUGUGCAAAGACAAGCAAACAUUAUAUUGUCAUCAAUUUAUUGAUUCAAUGUUUCGUUCACAUGGUUCAUUGUCUAAAUCAAAAAUUGCUAAACUUCGUAAUAAAUUCAUGCAACAGCUAGAAAAUGAAAGCGGUCAACAAUAG
Molecule: messenger RNA, 762 nt
Organism: Schistosoma turkestanicum
Lineage: Eukaryota; Metazoa; Platyhelminthes; Trematoda; Strigeidida; Schistosomatidae
Source: the annotation of a GenBank genome assembly